UAGCUGACGAGAUCAUGGUACAAUGAAACAGCGACGAACCCUGCCCGUCGCUGGUGCUUGCCGUGCUGGCUAUUUCGUGUGGAUAUCCAAUACAUGGUCCUGGCAAGGCCAUCUAUUUUCUUUGUCAUCGUACUCGAUGCGCCCUCUCUCCGACCCCCGGGUCAGCGUUUUCUCUAUGCCGAUAUUCAUAGCCUGUGCCAUCAGUACAAUUUCUCGGCACAUUGCCGGGGCUCUCAGUAUGCAACUUGAAACUCGGUUACCUCUCACCUUCGUCCUCUUCUUCAGAAUCAGACGAGGAUGGGCACAGAUAUAGGCGGGUCUGAAAGUAACGCUGAGGACAAUAUCGGAGUGGACACAUAGGCGCACUUUGGCAGAGAGAUAUGGGAUAAUAUAUGGCGGGUGGUCAGUAGGGCGGCGAGCAGUCC
Molecule: messenger RNA, 425 nt
Organism: Desarmillaria tabescens
Lineage: Eukaryota; Fungi; Basidiomycota; Agaricomycetes; Agaricales; Physalacriaceae
Exons: 2
Coding region: 23-313 (96 amino acids)
Source: RefSeq, a predicted model, not a curated record